Messenger RNA from Nothobranchius furzeri (turquoise killifish), 1954 nucleotides. RefSeq names its product sesquipedalian-1. NCBI's taxonomy places the organism in Eukaryota, Metazoa, Chordata, Actinopteri, Cyprinodontiformes, Nothobranchiidae. Gene Ontology annotation, biological process: retrograde transport, endosome to Golgi; endosome organization; receptor recycling. The record is from RefSeq and is a predicted model, not a curated record. Gene Ontology annotation, cellular component: trans-Golgi network; early endosome; recycling endosome.
CACACACCAAAUGGGUGAGCUGUGUGGUUCAGUCCAUCAGCUCAAGGCAGGCUCGAGAGAAUAUAACGCAUCAGGGUAUUGUUACCAGGAAGUGGGUCGGGUUAUUUAUAUUUCAACACCCGUCUUUUCGUCCCUGUGAGAGAACCGGCGUUAGUAACCUGAAGCUAAAUAGUCAAACAUUGUCUGGUUUUGGUUGAAUCAACCUGGUAGAAAGCAGUUGGCUUCACAUACCAGGAAGGGGGAGCAUAAAUGAACUUUGUGACGGAUUCAGCUCUGACAGAGGUAAGUCUGACUCAUUCCUUUCUGUUUUUAUUGCAGUCUGAGACACUCAAAGUGAGAAUAAUACAUUUUAUGGCACAGACCAUAUAUAUUUUUGCCUUAGUGUUAUUCCAGCUGUUGUGACUUUCACUUCACUUAUUUCAUUUUGACUCUAAUUUCAACAAUGUGUUUCUUUCUAUUCCCACUAAUUAUCUGGCUUUUUGUAAUAGUAGUAGGAGUGCUCAGUUUGUGAUGGUGAAAGCAUAAAUUGUGUUGCUGUUGGUUAAAUGAUAUUCCUGUUGUAACUGUGCUUCUGCGCAAUCUUCUGAACACAAGUCCCUUUAGAGUUAACGUACACACUUACUGACCUGUUUAAAAUGUAAAAUUACAACACACAAUAAAACGCACUUCACAAAAGCACACAAAUAGAUUCCACUUGAUGUACUGAAUUGGUAAUAAUUUAUUUUACUUAUAAAAAUAAUUUAAAAAAAAGUUUGAAAACUGAAGAGAAAAUGUAUGCAGAUUUUUAUCAUUAGAUUCUAGUAAUAAUUAAAACUUACUGCAACAAUGAGAAGCCAAAGUGUUAAAUUAAAGUUUAUUUACAAGUAUUAAUCUCGUAAUAAAGCACAAUUUGGGCUUGCCUGCAUGUCUAAAUCAGGUUUGAGUCAAGCUACGUGAUUAUUCAUAGAAUCACUGUGAUGGGAGGAUCACCUUUUCACAAGUUUUAAUGGAGUUAAUUUUCCACAUUCCUAAAUAAUCAUCACUUUGUCUUAUUAGAAGUGAAGAUGAAGAUCCACGAGAAGAUUAUGACCCAUUACCUAUCAUGCACCUCUCCGGUGGAUAAAGAAGGAUAUCUCUACAAAAAGAAAGAGCAAACUGCCACUUAUCAGCGGCGAUGGUUUGUCCUGAAGGCUAAUCUACUCUUCUACCAGGAGCGUCCAGCCGAUCGACAUCUGCUGGGCGUCAUUGUGCUGGAGAGGUUUGCAGUUCAGUGCUCGGAGUCAGAUGGACCGUUUUCCUUCUCCCUUGUGUUUGGGCCUGGACUCAAAACCUACAGAUUAGCAGCUGGAGAUCACUUGACUCAGGAGAGCUGGGUGAAAGCGUUGCUCCCAGCUAGCCACUGUUUCCUGUCGCAGCUGGUGAUAGAUCUGGGGAGGCAGUAUGAAGAAGCUAAACAACAAGGAUCUGGUGACACCAGCUCCUCUGCCUGUCCCCUCUAUCCAAACAGCCUCUUGUUACCUGUACAGGUGACAUCAACAGUCAUCAGAGAGGGGAGGAGCUUCAGCGCCAGUGCCGUGCUACAAGCCCCAUCAAUACCAACUAAAGCAGUAGUACCCAAAAAGUCUCCCAAACUGUGGCCAAGGAGGAAUGCUUAUGUGACGCCACUCAAUGGACCGGCCCCUUUGUACGGCGAAUGGCCUUUGGUGGGGUCCGAUCCACUGGUGGAGUUCAGUAAACUCCAUUAUCAUUAUGGUCAGGAAGUAAAGAAAGCAAGAGAUGAAUGGCUGAGGAGUCGGCAACCACAGGAGGACAGCAGUGAUCGAGAUCUAAUUGACUUGGAGUGAUGGGGAGAUAACCUAAAGACGUGUAAGGGAACUAGGACUGAACUGUUGUUAAUUACUCAUCUGUGUAUUCAUGGAGUUUGAGUCCUCGACAUUGUUUAAAAUCUUUGUGUUUUGUACUGAACCAUGAAGAA